GGAAUGAAGGGGAUGAAGAGGGCAAAGAGGAUGAAGAGGAUGAAGAGAAUGUGGAAGAUGAGGAAGAGGAUGGAUAUGAAGAAGAAGAGGAUAGAUAUGAUGAAGAAUUUAACGGUUACUAUGAAUAA
Funneliformis mosseae is the source of this 128-nucleotide messenger RNA. The record is from the annotation of a GenBank genome assembly. NCBI's taxonomy places the organism in Eukaryota, Fungi, Glomeromycota, Glomeromycetes, Glomerales, Glomeraceae.